Petromyzon marinus (sea lamprey) is the source of this 4907-nucleotide messenger RNA. RefSeq lists its product as uncharacterized. Gene Ontology annotation, cellular component: nucleus. The record is from RefSeq and is a predicted model, not a curated record. Gene Ontology annotation, molecular function: protein binding; histone H4K20 methyltransferase activity. NCBI's taxonomy places the organism in Eukaryota, Metazoa, Chordata, Hyperoartia, Petromyzontiformes, Petromyzontidae.
GCUAGCGGCCGCAGACGAUAACCACCUAACCGUAUCCCUCCGACGCCACAAGCCACUUCACUCACUACACAGCGUCCGACGGCGUCGAAAUCGCACGCCAAACGCCUCGAAAUAGCGCCGGCCGACGCGAGCGGCUCACGCUCGUGCAAAAGCGGCGCGCUGGCAACGAGUAGAUUCGCUCCCAACGGCCCGUAAAGGCGCCCGAAGCCGGGACUAUUUUCAAGUAUCGGAGCGAAAGGUAGUGAGCGAGCGGGGCGCCGCCAUGUUGCGUCAGGCCUCGGCUUCUCGCGCCUCCCCUCGCCUACUCGCAGCAGUGGGGUCCGGCGCGUGGGACAGGAUGUGCUCGGAGGGCCACGGCUCCCGACUGACUCCCAGCACUGGCAUGUCGGCCAAGGAGCUCUGCGAGACUGACGACCUGGCCACCUCGCUUGUGCUCGACCAGUACCUGGGCUUCCAGACGCACAAGAUGAACACACGAGCAUCAAACUCGUGUCACGCUCUCCGGGACACGCAACCUAGGUUCCGGCCGGUGAAGGGCCGCCGCGAGGAGCUGCGCAAGGUGGCGGAGCAGCUGCGUGUGGACGGUGACGUGGAGAAAGCUUACCGCGCGCUCAGCGCCCGGGAGUGGCCGCGAAACCACCUGCUGCACAAGAGCAUCUUCAAGGAGCACGUUCUCCGCUACCUCCGCAUAUUCACGGCGGAGAGCGGCUUUGAGAUCCAGCAGUGCACGCGAUACUCGUCGGAGAAAAAUGGCGCCAAGGUGGUGGCUACGCGAGAAUGGAAGAAAAACGAGAAAAUGGAGCUGCUGGUCGGCUGCAUCGCGGAGAUGACGCCCGAGGAGGAGGCGCUGCUCCUACGGCACGGCGAGAACGACUUCAGCGUCAUGUACUCGACGCGCAAGAACUGCGCACAGCUCUGGCUGGGCCCAGCCGCCUUCAUCAAUCACGAUUGCAGGCCAAGUUGCAAAUUUGUGUCGACGGGACGUGACGCGGCGUGCGUGCAAGUGCUGCGUGAUGUGGAGCCCGGAGAGGAGAUCACGUGCUACUACGGUGACGGCUUCUUCGGGGAGAACAACGAGCUGUGCGAGUGUCACACGUGCGAGAGGCGAAGCCAGGGCGCCUUCAAGCCUAAGGACGGCUCAUCGGAGGCACCGUCGAGCGGCCUCAACAGCGCCUACCGCCUGCGCGAGACCGACAAGCGGCUGCACCGCCUCAAGAAGAGCUGUGUGGGCGGCAGGGAUUCUGCCGGGAGAUAUUCCAGGAUGUCCGGCGGCACCGACACCCAGCGCAGCGCGCGCCGCCUUCUCUCCAAUGCCAAGAAUGCGUACACGCCCAAGAAGACGACACGUAAAGCGCGGGCAUCGGCGAACAGGCCGCCACGCACGGCCUACAGCAGCCACCACGGCGGCCGACUGGCGUUCCUCCCCUCCGGAGAACACUUGACCUUCGACGCUGUGGAGCUGCUGGCGACCGCCAUUCGGCUGCGUCAACCGAGCCGGCUCGUGCCUCGCGACGGGCGACCGGCGCCACCGUACCGCUCCCCCGCCGGCCUGCGCGCCCCCGCGGCACCGUGCGACGAGUUCUUCCCGUGUGUACUGCUCGCCACGGCGUCGCCUGCCGGCCCCGCCGUGCCCCCGCGUUUGCUCAAGCGCUGGCUCUCGGGUGGCGGGGGCGGUGGGGGCGGAAGCGACGGCAGGGAGCGGCCGAGGAACGGCCUGAACGGGCUGGCGACGGUCGGCACCGCUCGGCUGAAGGCGCUGCUGCAGCAGGCGCUCCUGCGACAGCCCAAGGUGGUGCUGAUUAAAGACCCGGCCGUGGAGCGGCUGUGCCGCGGCGGGCGGCGGGCGUGCGACCCCGCUACGGGGCCGGCUCGCGUCAAGGAGCCCGGCGGCCACGGCAACGGCGCCGACGACGGCCGUCCCGUGCCUUCGCCGGCGUGUGGGGCUCUGGCCGGGUGCAGCGAGGUGCUGGCCGACGCUGCCGACGCGCUCAGCCUGUGCAAGGCGCCGUUGCAGGCGACCGAGGCAAGCGACGCGGCCGGGGGCUGCUUGCCCCCGUCGCCGGCAUGCGGCACCAGCACGGGCUUUGGCGCCGGCGGGCGAGCAGGUGCGCUGCCCGCUGAGCCGGCGGUCUCGAAUGCACGCGAAUGCAAGGCGAGGGCGGGCGAAGCGUACGGCACCUCCGUGACCCCACCGCCCAAGCGCUUCCCGCUGCUGCGCAUCCCCCCCGCGGGGCCCGGCUCGGGCUCCCGGAAUGUCGCCUGGGAGCCGCCCGGCAGCACCGCCGCCGCCGUAGCUGCGGCCCCCUUUUCCAGCAAUCUGGUGGCCGACAUCGAGAACUGGAUGCUGGAGGGCGACCGGGACUUCGACUCGGAUCUCCUCAAAAUUGUGGCCGGCGCGGGGGCGGCCACCCCACGCUCGAGUGUCGGCCGAAGCACGCCGAGACCGGACGGCGAUGGUGGCGGUGGCGUCGGCGGCGACGGCGACGUCGAUGGCGGCGACGCCAGGCGGAGGAAGCGCUCUUCGGGGAGACCGGUGCGGGGAGACGGAAAGCUUUUGCGGCUCUCGCCCCUGAAACGAAACGCGAGCGGCGGCGGCGGCGGCGGCGGCGGCAGGAGGGGCAGCCUCGGCACCGCUAAAUCUCCCACUCCCUCGCCACCGGCUUCAGCAGAAUUACAGAUGGGUAGCAUCGCCCCAGAGAGGCGAGGAAACUCCAAGAGGCGGCACAGCGCGGACGAGUACCAGGCGGUGCUGGUGAAGAGCGAUGGCGUCGUCUCCACCGCUACCACCACCACUGCCACCGCCGCUACCACCCAGCACCUGGAGGGCAUUGACUCUAGCACGGUCGUCCGGGCACAGUUACCCAAAGUGCGCAUUGUGCGGCUCAGCGGGGGCCUGCACAGCGCUGCCAGCUACGGCAAACGAGGCCGUGGCUGCAAAAAGUUGUUGGUGUACAAGUCGAUCGGACCGACGGGCCCCACACAGCUUCGGCUGCGGCUGCAGAAGCGCAAGAUCCGCAAGCGUAGCUCCACGCGCAAAGACGUGCCGGAAGCGGACGCCACCAUCGCCGCUCCCGUGAGCGCCGGCGGGCAGGCGGCAGCGACGGUGGAGGCACAGGCUCAGAGGCGGGGUGGAUCCUCGCAGAAGAGGGGAACCGCUGGGGUGGACGUGCCUGCGUUCCUGCCGUUCUCACAGCCCAAGCGGCUGCGCCUCAUCCUGGGCAAGGAGUCCAUUGACAUUGACAUUAUGGCACGCUGCCAGGCGGGGAUUUAGGAUAGCAGCGGUGGGAGGGAGAGAUGGAGACAUGAGGACUUGUUCAAUAAUAGAUGCUGCUUUCUGUUUGCAGACAUUGUUAAGCGUCUGUGAAUAUGGCUGAGCUACGUGUCGUCACCGUGUUUUGGGAUGAAGCUGACCACAUUGAUCAUGGUCGCUGCAAAAUCUUACUGCAGUAAACACAUAUAUCAUAUUAAUAGGACACUUACUAUUAACUUCUCAGUAAUUUCCACUUUAUUUUCUAAACAACCCCUGUUCCACACAUUUUCAGCAAGUCAUUGUCACACAAUCCAUUGGCUGAGUUGGGCUCCGUUCACACAGGGCUGGCAAAACUUGCACUAUGACCGGCUCGGUUUAUUCAAGCCCUGCAGGAGACACUUUGCUUUUGUUUGUGAAAAAUAGAGGGUCGGUGGCCCAAUGAGAGUCGUGUGGGCAUGGCACAGAUGGAGGAUGGUGUGUAUUUUCAAAACGUGUUGUGUUUUAUUGUUUGUUAUUGCUGAAUUGGUCGCUCUUUGAAUCUAAUUGAAAGGUCACCUCCAUAUCACAAGCAUUUGAAGUCAGGAUUGUCCUAUUUCAAGGCACAUUGAUCAGUCAGCUUUUUAAAAGACAUGCAGAGUUCUUAGAAAGCCUUGUCUUAAUGGCUAGUGCCCUUCACAACCCUGCUCGGAAAUGUCACUUUUUUAUUUCUCAAAAAGGUCACGUGCUUGAAGCCACACAACGUUUUAAAAAAACAUCUUGAGUCAACAAUUUACUUUUUUCCCCCUCAUCUUUGUCUGCAAACAUGUGGCAGUAAUAGCAAUUCUACAUUGACAUGUUUGUGCUUAGGACAACCAAUGUUGACUGCCCCCAAAGUGGUGCUCCUUUUAUUGACUGGGGAGGGAUAAUGGGUGACCGAGUUGAUCAAACUAGAAUUUAAACUCCGUAACCCGAUUGCUGGUCAGUCAUUUUAACAAAGGCACACCUAAUGUGAAACUACAGCACUUUUGGUGCUACGUGGUUAUGACAAAGCUGAGACAAAUAAGCUCAUCAUUUUUAAGCAGCAGUUAAUCAUGUUGUGGAUGUAGAUGCAAAAAUGGUCAAUAAUUUUCGGUGCCAUUUUAUUUCUUCAUAGCAUAAAAGUGACCUGUAUAGUGUCCCCGUGGGCCCCCAAAGUAUUUGACUUGCAUUGAGUUCAGACCAUACAAGGAGUGCCAUCACCUCUGUCGGUGCACUCUUCGCGUUAAGCAGAGCAACUUUAUUUCAGUUGAUUGCCAAUUUGGAUUUGAUCUUUUACAGCAUUUUCAAACGCCCCUUGCACGUGAACCAAAAUAAUUAAACAGAAGUUUGAACAGAAAUUUUACUUGCUUUGAUUUUACUUGAAAGAGAGUUGGCCAUGGUGGCCAUAUACCGUAUUUGGUUACUGGUUUAAUGAUGUUACGAUUGUUAAUUUAAAUGGGUUUUUUUUGUUUUUGUCGGUGCGCAGGGUUGAUCUUGUGAGUGCCCACCAAGGCUGUUGUAAGCCUUUCCACAAUGGCAACGCGGUGUGAGUGGUUACUGUGCAUGCGUUCAAAUGAGAGGUGCUUUGACGUUUGACGAGUUACAACUUGCAGCAAUCCACUAUCCGUGCAGAAGGAUUAGCCAAUUGUUCAUGUAAGAA